Messenger RNA from Hippocampus comes (tiger tail seahorse), 2005 nucleotides. Its product is annotated as zinc finger protein Aiolos-like. The record is from RefSeq and is a predicted model, not a curated record. Lineage: Eukaryota; Metazoa; Chordata; Actinopteri; Syngnathiformes; Syngnathidae. Bases 197 to 1684 code for a protein of 495 amino acids. Gene Ontology annotation, molecular function: DNA-binding transcription factor activity; RNA polymerase II cis-regulatory region sequence-specific DNA binding. The transcript is spliced from 6 exons. Gene Ontology annotation, cellular component: nucleus. Gene Ontology annotation, biological process: regulation of transcription by RNA polymerase II.
UGUGAGUUCGAUGACACCAUCACAAAGUCAAUCAUCAAACUGUGGCCGAGGGUGUCCUAUGUGGAUGCCCUUAUGACUAUACAAUGCUGUUUCUGAGCACAGAAGUCCAAUAACAGAACAUCGUUCAGGUGUUGGUAGGUGGGGUUCCUUCUUCCCAAUCAAGCCCUUCCAGGUGUCACUCUAAUUCACAUGAGCAAUGAAGUCACCCGGCAGAAUAAGGGAUCGCCAAGUUGGAGUGAUCUCCAGCACCUCCACUAACAACUCCAAAAAGGGUAUGAUUAAGGUCGAGGAUGAAGAGAUUGGAAACAAUGAGGCAUAUCUCGAAGCUGAGAAGGCAAAAGCCGUUUUGCCAAAGGAGGAAAAAGAGGGUGUUACUGAGGAAGGAAUGGGGGAAGGAUACGACGGUGACAGGACAGAGGACGAUGAUGAAAAUGAUGAAGAAAGAGAUUCUGCGGCUGAACCGGAGGACUUGUCCAUGGUGGAUUAUUCACUUUACGACAGUGCAGCUCUGCAGGAUGCCUCAGCAGGGGCCGCUUCAGAGAGAACUUACAUGACAGGAGCCAUGACUCCCCACAUGCAGUCAAUGGGGAAGCUUAACUGCGACAUCUGCGGCUUGUCCUGCGUCAGCAUCAACGUACUGCUGGUGCACAAACGCAGCCACACGGGUGAGAGACCAUUCCACUGUGCUCAGUGUGGAGCUUCCUUUACUCAGAAAGGAAAUCUGCUUCGCCACAUCAAACUCCACUCUGGGGAGAAGCCUUUCAAAUGUCCCAUGUGCAGCUAUGCUUGCCGCCGACGUGACGCCCUGAGCGGGCACCUGCGCACCCAUUCUGUAGAGAAGCCCUUCAAGUGCAACCUCUGCAGUCGCAGUUACAAGCAGCGCAGCUCCCUCGAAGAGCACAGAGAGAGGUGCCACGUGUACGUUCACUCUAAAGCACCUGCUGAGAAAGACGCAAGUCACCCAUCAAGGACUCAGAUGGGCACCGAGCGUGCUCUGCUACUUGACAGGCUCGCCACAAAUGUAGCCAAACGCAAGAGUUCCAUGCCGCAGAAGUUUACAGGUGACAAUGGUGUCUGUCUGGACCUAAGCUUGAACAGGAACACAGUUCACCAACAGGACCCUCCUUUAUGCUCCCCAGGGCCUGAGGUGCACUGCCAGCAGCCAUUAAUGCGUUCAGGCCCUGACAGUGACCCGGCUCACUCCCAAAGGCCGUACCCUGUUCUGUUAAACCGCAAUGACAUCAGUCCUAUUGGCCUCACCAACGGCCACAAGACGAUCCUGCCCCUGCCAGGUCUACCUCACACCCCCCAGCAACCUCCUAGCAUGGAUGCGUUCAACCCUGAUGGCUUCCAGGGAUCUCCUAUCAUGUAUAGCUUAGGCCACUUACUGGGUGGUCUGAACCAUCAGAACGGGAUCCCACACUCUCAGCCCGUUCCCUUGUCACCCUUGGAAGCUUUGCAGGUGGUGCGGGCUGACGGAGAAGCUGGGGGGAUGCCUGGGGCCUUGUACUCCUGCAGCCACUGCAAGGUGAUCUUUCUUGACUACGUCAUGUUCACUAUCCACAUGGGCUGCCACGGCUUCCGCAACCCGCUUGAGUGCAAUGUGUGUGGCCAUCGCAGUCGAGACCGUUACGAGUUCUCGUCACACAUAGUCCGCGGGGAGCACCGAUUGGAAAUGAAAUAGCUACCAUCCCAUUAGGGGCCCACAUUACACACACAAUUGGGUGACAAAUGACGAUGCAGAUUUACUUUUCAAUGUAGCUAGUGGAACUAGAAAUGAAAGGAUGGACUAUGUGGUGUGUUUUGAGUGUAUAUUAUACAGUAAGAGGCAGGUUUCAGACAUGUAUUAGUGUUAAGUUGGUGUUAUACAUUGUGCUGUAUAUCAGGCUAUAGCUACUGUUCAUUUUGAACAUACAAAUGUUUUCCAAAACAGCUCAAUAUAUUCUGCUGAUGUUUUUUUUUCCUUUGCUAAGAGAUGAGAAUAAAACUAAUAAUUUUUGUCACA